Messenger RNA from Aedes aegypti (yellow fever mosquito), 2462 nucleotides. It is a transcript of the gene eIF2A, whose product is annotated as eukaryotic translation initiation factor 2A. Bases 133 to 2028 code for a protein of 631 amino acids. The record is from RefSeq and is a predicted model, not a curated record. Gene Ontology annotation, cellular component: cytosolic small ribosomal subunit. The transcript has 3 exons. Gene Ontology annotation, biological process: translational initiation. Gene Ontology annotation, molecular function: protein binding; ribosome binding; mRNA binding. Lineage: Eukaryota; Metazoa; Arthropoda; Insecta; Diptera; Culicidae.
CAGUGUCAGCCCUUGACAUCUGAACUGAACACUGACGGGAGCUGUCAGUAGAGGGAGCGGAUUGAUGUUGUGUACGUGAUUCGGUGAGGUUAGUUGAAAAGUGGAAAUCGCACUUUAGGAGCAUUGUGAACAAUGGCAAACGGAAUAUGUCCAACUUUGGCACUUCGCUCCUCAACCGGAGUUGAAGUAUGGAAACCGGAAGGAUUCAAAGCGCCGUACGUUCCGGACUCCGGAUUUGCUCGAGAUGAGAGCAAACUGUGUCGUGCUAUUGUUUAUAGCCCUAAUGGUCGAUUUCUGGCGUGGGCAAACGGAACUACGGUACAAAUCUGUACGGUUCCGGACUGGAAAAUUGUGCACAAACUUCCGCGGCCAAAAGCAUUCUACCUCAAGUUUUCGCCCGGUAGCACGUAUCUGAUGACGUGGGAAAUCUACACGGAGAACCCGAAGGACGAGGUUAAGGAAAAGCCCAAUUUGUUCCUGUAUGAUGUGGCCAGCGGGAAGGAAGUGUUUUCAAUCAUCCAGAAGCGCCAUGCCGACUGGGAGAUGCAUUGGGCCGCUGACGAGAGCCUGGCUGCCCUGAUGGUUGGCGGAGAGGUCCUCUUCUACGAGGUGAAGCCAAACGAAGCCUUCCCGUCGAAGCCAACAAAACGCCUGGGUGGGGCGAGAAAUGGUGGCGUCUCGGUGUCUCCUGGCCAAAGUCCACCCUACGUAGCGUUCUAUGUGCCAGGUACCAAAGGAGCUCCGUCAAUGUGUCGCCUUUUCCGCUACCCGAACCUGGAGGCUAACCAACCGAUUGCAUCCAAGAGCUUUUUCCAGGCCGACAAAGUCGAAAUGCUGUGGAACAAGAAGGGAACCGGCGUGCUGCUUCUGACCAGCACAGAUGUCGAUCAAACCGGUCAGUCCUACUACGGAAAGCAGGCCCUUCACUUCAUGACCGUGAAGGGUGACUCGUUUGCCGUUCAGCUCAACACUGAAGGAUCGCUACAUGCCGUUGCCUGGAGCCCACGUUCAACUGAAUUCUGCGUUGUAUAUGGAUUUAUGCCGGCCAAAGCAACGUUGUACAACUUGAAGUGCGACGUUGUCUUCGAGUUCGGAACCGGAAACAGAAAUUCCAUCUAUUACAACGAAUUCGGUAAUUUGCUUAUCUUUGGUGGCUUCGGAAACUUGCCUGGUUAUGUCGAAGUCUGGGACCUGAACCGAAAGAAGCAGAUUACCGAACUUAGAGCUCCGGAUACCACACUCCUUGAAUGGAGCCCAGUUGGGGAUGUCUUCUUGACGGCAACUACUGCCCCUAGGCUGAGAAUGUCGAACGGUUUCAAAAUAUGGCAUCACACUGGAGCCUUGUUGCACGAGACUCAUUGGCCUGAAAAGCAGGAAUUGCUGGAAGUUAUUUGGCAAAAGUAUGCCCCGGGAGUUUUGAAGGAAAAUACGAUAACCAAUGAAAAAGUCGAAGGAAUUGCAUCGAAAACACCGCAAGAAAGUAAGCAAAAGUAUGUUCCUCCUGGAAUGAGGAACAGCAUAAGCGGUGGUAGUGGAGAAACAGCCAACCAUGCUGCUUCGGCUAGAGCUCCGAUUCCGGGUCUUCCGCCUGGUUAUCGUUCAUCUGUCCAGCAGGCCAAGGACAAGAAACAAAAGAACAAAAACAAGCCCAAAGCAAGCGAAGGCCAAGGUAACCAGAACAACAAACCCACCAAUGGAACGCCAAAUAAUCGUGCCACAUCCGCUGGAGCCGGAAAUUCCGCCGGAGGAAAUCAGGAGAAAAAGUCCCGCCCAAAAACGGCUCCCAAUCCGAAUCCGUUAGCUCAGGAAGAGAACGCAACUCCACCAGCUGCACCGAAACCCACUCAAAAAGGAAGUGGCGAUCCGGAGAAAGACAAAAAGAUCAAAAACAUUAACAAAAAACUGAAGGAUAUCAAGCUGCUGAAGGAGAAGAACGAGCGCGGGGAAAAACUUGAACAGACUCAAAUCAUCAAGAUGAAUUCCGAAGCAGAACUUAUUAAGGAACUGAAAGCUUUGAAAACGUCGUAAAUUUUAGAUUUCUUUUCUUGCAAUGCUAGCUCACUGCUCUUCAAAACAAAAAUGAUGACUCUUUUACGUUCAGUUCUUCAUUAGAUGUUUGAAUAUGCACAGACCAAGACAUAUUUUGACAAACAUCCGCUAUUUCUGUCUCAGGUUUGAAUGAUGGAAUCCGUAACCAAACUACUUAGUUGCAUUUUGUAAAAACAUAAGGAAAUGAGUCUCUGUUCAACCGAUAUUUUCGAGCAUCAUACUUCGAGUUGGUAAUUUAGCAUGAGAAGUGCUGUGUGUACUACUACCGAACAGCUACAAUUGUAAACGAAAGACUUACUCAGAUAAAGCGUACAGCGACAAAAUUACAAAAAUAGCAAAAAAUAUAUUAUGUAGUAUCAUCAGCAAGAUAAUCGGAAAUUUUACCAAUAAAAUUAUUUCAGCGCGACAAAAUA